CACAGCAACUUCCCAGGACCAAAACCGUUCUCACACAUUUUGCCUGCCCUCUCUUCACGCGCAGCCGUUUGCAAUUUGUUCAUUUCAAUAUUCAAAAAUCCACCUUGUCUACGGCGACGCUGUAUUUUGUGCUAAUUUAACUGAUAUUAGGAAGGUUUGGACUAUUAUACAGGAUUGUCUAAAGGCUUCAUAGCCAGUUAUAGAAAAUAACUGGAUCACGAUAACGGGAGAGCUGCCUCCAUCACCGCUUAGAACACGCGAGCAUCACCACGACCGACGGCUGACUCAUUAUCUUCGUUCGAAACCAUGUCGGAGUACAGUUCCCUGCUCAGCGACCUCUCUGAGAACAUCACCAACGAGGACCUGGAGCAGCUCAAGUCCGCGUGCAAAGAGGACAUCCCAGAGGAGCAGAGCAACACCAUCACCUCCUCCAAAGAGUGGUUCACCUACCUGGAGAAGAAUGACAAACUGGCACAGGAUAACCUGUCCUACAUAGAGCACAUCUUCGAGAUCUCCCGGCGGCCAGACCUUCUGACCCGUGUCAUCGAGUACCGCACGACUGUCCUCAAGAUCUCUGAGGACGACGAGAUUGACACCAAACUCACGCGCAUCCCCUCUGCCAAGAAAUACAAGGAUAUCAUCCGCCAACCAUCUGAGGAUGAGAUCAUCAAGCUGGCCCCUCCCCCAAAGAAAGCAUGAGGUCAAAGGCCAUGACCUUUGAACUUCACCCUUGGCACGCCAUCUCACCCAAUCAUCUACAGCCCCCACCCCCAUCCCACUUCAUCUGAUUCAUCUUACCAUGUCAUGUCCAUCUUACAGACCCCGCCCCCCUGCCCACACACACACAAACAAAAAUCUACAACCACAACAAACAAGCAGCAGUCGACCAAUCAGUUUGCCACAACGCUUCAUUGCAUUGCUCAUCUUUUCCCUUGAUGUGGAAGGAAGACAUGAAGUGCACGCACAGAGGAGAAAGAGAGAGAGAGAGAGAGAUGAAGGGAAGGAGGGAGAUAGAGAGACGGAAAGAAAGAGAGAGGAACCUCAGCCCAAAGCCAAGGUUGUGUGGAUGCAACUUGACAUUCGUCGAUGAGAAAAGCAUUUGUGAAUGAGUGUGCAUGUAUAGCCCUGUGUGUGUGUGUGUGUGUGUGCAUCUGUGUGUGUGUGUGUGUGUGUGUGUGUGUGUGUGUGUGUGUGUGUGUGUGUGUGCGUGGCCACAGCAGUUUUGAUGAGAGCAGCACAGACAUCCACAGCUUCCAUGUCACAGGACACGUGGACACACCUCUGCUGAUAAAAGGUUAAGGAGAGGUCAAGCUGCUACGAUGCAGGCUACUUGAUUGGCUUAGUUCAACACGGAGCAUCGGCCAUCCUCUGCCAGCCCCUCAGUCCCCUGUGUCUCCAACACAUUGCCCAGUAUCACAUGCUGGAAUUUACAAAAGCCAACAACCGAAUGUGAGAAGAUAAAACUAGAAAUGCGAAGAAAACUAAAUGAAAAGAAAAGAGAGUGUUCCAUUUGACAGCAGAAAAGCCCAUGUUUGCCUUUUGCUUUGAAUUUGCUUAAGGGACUGAACAGCUUUUCUUUUGCAUCUAUUGUGUUGUUUCUCUCUCUUAUUAUUAUUUGUAUUGUUGUUAUUUUUUCGUAAUUAUUGUUUAAAAUGUAUUAUUUUCUUUAUUUCAUACACUAUGAUAUCCAGAGAAUUGUAAUUUUAUGAUGUUAUUGGUAAUAAUGAAUAUUCGCUUGUGACAUGCCCCUUUUGUCUGAAAAUUAAGAGGUGACCAUAAUGGAAAGUCAAGGGAAGUAUUCAUGAUCCCAACAAAUCCCUCUAUUCUCAUAAACUACAUCUCCCAUAAUCCUCCUCACACAUUGCAGAUGCUUCUGCUCUCUGAUCUCAGCGAAAAAAAAGUAGUUUCCUCAGAAAAAAAAACAAAACAAACAAACAAAAAAACUACGAAAAGUGACCAAAAUGUCGGCAAAUAUUCAAUUCUCAGUGGCUUAGUUCUUUCCUAUGUUUCGCUGAAGGACCACUUUGUUUUUAAUUUUCUUUUUUGAAAUGUUAUGGUGCCCUCACAGACUUGGCACAAUAUCGUGUUGUAUGAAAAUAAUAACUAUUAACAAAUAUUAGAGGCUCCAGGUGAAUGCAAAUUAUAUAAAACAUAUUCAUUUAAACGUUUGGAAGCAUAAAAAGUAACUUAUUCUUUAUAAUACAUAGAUGAACGUUCACAUGAGAGAUGCAUUAUAAAAAUAGCAUUAUAUUAUUGUAACAAAGAAGUCAAGUAAUUGCAAAUGUAUUCUGCAGAGAUAUACAGUAUCUUGGAUAGCGUAAGAUAUGCUCAAGGACUGCAUGAUAAAUACAUGAACUAGGGCCUGCAAGUGUAUCCAAUACAACAGGCCACCAGACAUUCAUACAUACAAGCCACAGUAAGACUGUUGAUCGAAGACAAAAUUCACACUGUGUUUCAUAUCCCAGCCUAAAGAGACUGUUGCUUUUGCCAUGCUAAACUGUGUGUGUGUGUGUGCGUGUGUGUGUGUGUGUGUGUGUGUGUGUGUGUGUGUGUGUGUGUGUGUGUGUGAGAGAGAGAGAGACAGAGAGCCUUGGAGUGUGUAAAGAGCCAACAUUUUCAUGCCCUCCUCUGCUUUGCGCCAUGUGAUGCUAAAGAGAGCAGACUGUUAGGGAAAAACCACUAUAAGACACAAUUAAAUCCCUUACUCUGGCACCUUAAUAGAAAGAAAAUAAACAAUCUCACUCUCUAACAGUCAAAAUAAUAUUCUGAGGCCCUCCCAUAUCUCCCCAUCUAUGGUGUAACUUUCUCUCUCUCUCUCUCUCUCUCUCUCUCUCUCUCUCUCUCUCUCUCUCUCUCUCUCUCUCUCUCUCUCUCUCAUCCUUUCUUCAUUUUCCCCCUUGUUGUACCUUGACCCUAACUCAUGUUCCAGUGCCAAUGACCAAGACGUUGUUUCGGUCAGACGUCCUGUGAUUUGUUUGUUAGUUUAGCGCUUGCCGUGUUAGCACCACGUGGGCUUGCGUCCUAUGCAUUUUGGUUGAUUAGCCUUAUAGUCAUUGUUUUCAUAGAUUCAGAUUGAGUACUCUUUUAUAAUCAUCCGUUAGAACAUCUUAGGUGAUCAUUUAAAAAAAGAGAAAAGAAUCAGUGCUCUAAAGAAGAUUUUUUUUUUUAAAAGAGCAGAGGUGAAAUUGGACUUGGUUUGGCCCUGUUUAAGUGAAGCAGUUCCCACUGUGACCUUUUCCUCAACACUUGGGUAAGGGCCAAAGCUGCCAAGUGAGCUGAAGACAGAAACACAAAGAAUGGCUCAUAACGGGAAAAAAAAGCUGCCUCUGAAUUUUAACAGCUCUCAGGUUUUUUUGACGGAUGGCAGUUUUGAAGCUAGCUUGUGUCCUUAGUGACAAGGAGAAUGAGGGGAACUUUGGGUUUAACUGCUAUGACCUAUGGGUUCAGUACCAGUGGUUUCAAUUGUAUGGGGCUUUUUUUUUUUUUUUUUUUAAAUUGUCAAGCAACAUAUGUGUUGUGUAUUAGAAAGUUCAUGGUGUUUUUAGAGUUUUAUUCCUCAGGGGAUUUGCCCCGAAGUGGAAAGUUAGCUUACCAUUGAAAGUUUUAUGUGGUGAAUCCUUUUCUGGAUGUCCAGAGGGUUUUAGUCAGUUGGUUAUUCCAUUCGUCCCCCAAAUGUAUUCAGAUAUUGCCUGUGAAGUAAGUUUGUGGCCAAGUGUCUGCUAUAUAUGCCAGUCUGAUAAAUACUCUGUUUGGAGUGGUGAUUAAUAGAGAUAAGACAAACCUUAGUCACAAACUCAAUAUAUUUAUACACAUUAUUAUAGAUCACAAGCAAGAACAGCAUUUUUAUUCAACAAUAAUUAAUUUUAUUUAUUUAUUGGAACAAAUACCAUUACGGUUUGGUUUUGAAGAUUGUUUUGUGUUUUUGCAAUGCUCCUAUGGCUGCCGUUACCUGCAUAGCAUAUAUGCUGCCUGCUUUGUCAACUGCAAGAACAACAGACCUUUACAAAAUGUGCAGCCUUCCAUGCUAUUUUCAAAUCUUUCGUUGCUGGGUUGCACCUACAGUAGCUAUCUGGAGCGAGGCUUGACUAGCAUGUUCCUCUGUUGUCCACACUGCCCCCUGCUGGUGAAUUGCCUUGCUGCAGUAUUUGUGUAUUGUGUGUAACUUUUUGGACAGGUGCCCAGGCGCCUCCAAACUGAUACGUUUCUUUCUGAUAUGGGCUGUCAGCAAGUUAGCACUGUGUUCUGAUUCAGACUCAAAAAGGGCUCAAUCCAUGGCAAGCGUUUGAUCUAAACAGUCGGGGACAGUGGCGUUAGAUCUAUGCCAUCUAUCCGUUUUAUCUUUAUUGUUUGAUUGGAAACCUUUUACUGUAACAGGUGGUCUUAACCUUUUGGCCAUGUUAAGUGAGAAUAUCUCUGCAGAGGCGAUAGUGGAUUUCACCAAGAGCCCAAGUUACAACUCACUUUGGUACAGUCCAGAUUAGAUAUGGCAUGGAUAGCCUAACUAGUGCCAUACAUGUGUCAGAUUUGGGUCUCUUGCUUCCCUGGCUGCAGUGCAAUUUACCAUUGGUUCUUUAUGGAAGGUGUUUUCGUUGGGCCCCCCAGUCUGUUCCAACUAGUCCUUCCACCAUCUCAUGUGAUUUUGCAUUGGAGUCUCCUAUGCUAACUCACACCAGGACUCAACAAUAAUGGUUGCCCUUGGCUACCAAAUUGCUACAAGUGGUAACCAGAUUUGGUUAGCUUUGGCAACCAAAACUUUGUGCCUGGUUGCCAAGCUGGCAGCCACUUUUAACCACUUUUUAACCACCAGUGAACGUUGAGCCCUGACUAACGCAUGUCCCAUCUACGUAGAGUCUAUGCAGUGAGGAGACAGGAAAUCUACACUGUGUAUAAAGGCCUGUACAACAAUCCAUCAGGCAACAUGCAAAAGUGCCGCAAAAUGUUAAAUUGAACAUCUGGCUAACAAAAUAUCAAAAUACAUGAUAAAUAUACAAUUUUGUGAAAUGUUUAGUACACAUUAACAUGCGUCAUCACAAAUGAUCCAAUCUGGAUGUCAGUGUAUCAAGUACAUAUCAACAUAGAUAAUGCUGCAAAAAACAUACAAAAAACUAAAGAUAUCUCUAAAGUUAUAACUAAGGAGGCUUAACUUUAAAUAUUUUUGUUUCUAUUUGGUAACCUGUUUUGCGUACAGUAAAACAGUAAUACGCGCUACGCUGAACCAAAAUUCAUACAAUACAAUAGUCAUAUCAUAAGAAGACAUUAUCAGAUAAUUCAUUCAUACACAGAAGAUAAAACCCAAAUAGCAGCUAGACUCUGGAAUCUGGCGCAUUCGGGCCACAUCUGGGCCAGAUCUGAGGGCAGAGCCAUACCACUUCUGACCUGUAGAUCUGGUCACAGAUCAGCUUGUUAUUUUUUGGGGGGUUUUAACUUAUGUGUCUCCUUUAAAUUGAGUUGUAAAUAUGUAUUGUGAAUUUAUAUCAAUGUGUUUUAUUAUUAUUGAUUAAUUUAUUUAAUGCACAUGUAUUUUCAUUGUUUUUAUUUUGUGUAUUCAAAUAUGUCUACUAACUGGAUACAACUAGUGGGACAAAAAAAGUUUAUUUACUAAUGUGAAAAAAAAAAGUUUUGCUAUUAUUUCGAGAGAUAUGUUUUUGUUCUGUCAGUGGAGGUUCUUUUUUUGGGGUACCAGUUUCAUUGAUGACUUGGGGGAAAUGUAUAUGUCUUUAUGAGUUAAGAUCCAUCAUUAUCGUAUUUCUUUCUUAUUUUCCGUUCAGACCUAGUUUCAUUUGAAGUAAUUUGUAGUAUACAGUAACCCUUGUGUUGCUUGAGAAAUCCUCUCUCCCGGCUUGCUGGUUUUGUGUUAUGUUCUUUGCAUAUGAUUCUAGUGACUGUUUUUUGAUAGAAUGCUUUUGUUAAGUCGUGACAAUGUGAUCUUAUGAAGCCACUGGGUAUAAAAGCAAGAAACCUUUAAAAAAAAAAAAAAAAAAAAAAAAGAAAACGUGCAGUACUCCGACAUUUUACACCAGCUGUCAUGUUAUAUGUUUUACCAUUUAUCUGUGUUUUAUUCAGAUCAUUUACACAUGGCUAGUGACUGACCUUUUUACAGUAGGGAUACCAGGGGAACAUACUAUCAGACAUCUCAUACCCAAUGUUAUAAAUGCCUGUAUUUGAUCUUGACAUAUUACAGGAACAUUCUGAGGUCUACUGCAACUUGGCUUGAAUGAGCUUCUGAGAUCAUGGUAGUUAGGCGCAUGUGGCUUGCUGCUGCCUUGUCCAUGGACAUGGUGUGUUGUGAAAAUGGGGCUCCGAGAGGUCAACAUGUGACCUUGUGACCUUUGACCUUAGGGCGAUUGUGAGGAUAAUAGUGGGAGAACAUAGAGACCCUCAGUUUAAAGUGGUGACCUUGGACAAAAUAUAAUACAAAUGUAAAACAAUGCUGAUGCAUUAAGAGUUUGAGGUCAUCGGUAUAAAGUAAACAAUACAAACUGGUCCAAAAUUGAGUUAGUCAGACCAAUUAUUUCCACUUUAUUUUGCCCCACUUCCGAAUGCAUGCCAGAACUUGCAGAUGCUGCAGGUUUGGAUGAGGUAUACCCUUUGAGUGUGCGUGCGUGUGUGUAUGUGUGAGUGUGUGUGUGCUGUGACAGUAGAGGGAAAUACCAGGUGGGUCUUGAAUGUGUCCAGACAGGUCUCUGAGAAGCCGUGAAUGUGGGGGACCGAUUGACAUUUUAACACGUGUGAGUCGAUUUGUGGGUGUUGUGGGUAUGUAAGAAUGACAUGGCUGGGUCAGUAAAGAGAAAGAAAGACAGAGAGAGAGCGCAAAAGAGAGAGAGAGCGAGAAAAAGAGAGAGAGAGAGAGAGAGAUAGUUUUACAACCAUUGUGCACAAGCUUUGGUCUCAGUGGUAUAAAUACACGGGCGAGACAAGUGACAGCGCAUUGCAUUUUAAUGGCGACUUAUAGAUAGAAACAAAUUGACUGAGAAAAAAUAAAGAGUAUUUAUUCUGUAAGAAGUUUAAUGUUUACAUUAUGCACUAAAAGGAAGCUGUUAUUUCAAAGUGCCAACCCUAUUUCUUUAUCGCCGAUUUGCUGAGGAAGACGAGACUUGAAAUCCAAAUCGCCUAGAUGCGUUAUAGACUGACAAAAAGCGUGCAUGCCAUUACAGACUUUGAUGAACAAUCAGUUUUUUUCCCUUGAGCAAGGUAGGACAGGACCGAGACAGCCGUAGCGUUCUAUUGGUGUGUAGUCCAUUUGCGGUAGGCCCCAUGGUGGCAUAGUGAUUGUGCUAUAUAUUUUUCUGAGGUGCUGGGUGUUGUAGUUUUUUUUUUCUUUUCUUCUCCUUUUUCCUUGGGAUGCUGUGGUUUGUUUACCGUGAAGUGGAGUUGAACGUGCAGUACAGUGAGGAAAUCCCUGUUUCUUUUUGCCACCGCAAUUCUGAAAUGGAGUGCGCUCGGUGUGCGUGCGGAGUGGCAAAAGUGUCUGCGUGAAUUCCAAAUGUUAAGAGUAGGCUAGAGUAGGAUUUGCUAUCUAACAGUUUUGAGCAGUUCUAACACAAAACCACCACUAGGGGGCUGCAGUGGGAGCAGAUGCGUUUUUCUAUUAUUUCCCUGUUCAUUUCAUGUUCGCUUCUUUUAAUGAUCCUCUGUGCUCUGUUUCGCCUGUGGAACCAUUUCAGACUAGCAUCACGGCUCAAAAGUGAACUCAGCAAGCCUGACAGGACUAUGCUGUUGUUGAUUUUUUUGUUUAAAUAGUUUUGGUUUCUUUUAUUUUACUUCUAUGUUUACUGCUAUGAUUGAAGUGGAUUAUCAUUAUUGUUAAUUUCAGAUGCCGACUGGAAGAAGGAGGUAGUUUUGCUUGGUGUGUGCAGUCAGUAUGUUCUGGACUGAACCUCAAUGAAGUUGCCAUCUUGGCCAUAUUGUCUUUCCUUUUGUUCUAAAUCUUUACAUCCCGCUUCUCACUGGUCAACGUCCUUUUCAUUUAACUGCUUGUCGUUCUCUGUUAGCCAAUCAAAAAGCCUCCUCCCUCCCACUUCAGGAGACUGCAUGGAAGCAUAGAAAUCACUGUUUCAAUGUCUGUGAUCUUCCUGAAUUCAUACCGUAUCACUAUUAACACUACCCAAAAUGACAUCCCGCUAUGGGCUAAAGGCUGUUAGAUUUUUAUUAGGCUUUUUUUUUCAAGACAGGAGAACAUUUAAAGAAUUUAGUUUACAAUGACAGCAACAGAAGAGAAUCACGGUAUUAAAUAUCUGUAUAUUAAAUAUACCUACAGAUGUGGCUUAUAUCAUGAAUAAAAAAAAGAGACUAAAAUGAAAUGAUGCCAUUUGUCAUUGUGCUAAAAUGAAUAUAAAUAUUAUAUAUUAAAAUAUAUUUGCUAACCUAA
Molecule: messenger RNA, 8368 nt
Organism: Sardina pilchardus (European sardine)
Lineage: Eukaryota; Metazoa; Chordata; Actinopteri; Clupeiformes; Clupeidae
Product: astrocytic phosphoprotein PEA-15
Exons: 4
Coding region: 307-699 (130 amino acids)
Biological process (GO): MAPK cascade; regulation of apoptotic process
Molecular function (GO): protein binding
Source: RefSeq, a predicted model, not a curated record